Messenger RNA from Amaranthus tricolor (Joseph's coat), 1014 nucleotides. RefSeq lists its product as uncharacterized. NCBI's taxonomy places the organism in Eukaryota, Viridiplantae, Streptophyta, Magnoliopsida, Caryophyllales, Amaranthaceae. The record is from RefSeq and is a predicted model, not a curated record. Bases 1 to 1014 code for a protein of 337 amino acids. The transcript has 2 exons. Gene Ontology annotation, molecular function: nucleic acid binding.
AUGCGUGAUACAUGUCGAGGUAGUGUAGCGCUUGUGAAGGUGCUAUGGUCUAAUCACGUCAUCGAAGAAGCCAUGUGGGAGGCAGAAGAUGCCAUGAGACGCGAUUAUCCCUGGUUGUUUGCUCAGACUUACUAUCUUGCUCUAAGUGAAGUAGAGCCACAUAGGGAAAUUCAAUUGAAAAGGUUUAUUUCUAAGAUCAUGUUUAUGUGUACUGUAGCAAAACAAAUAUAUUCAUCUAAUGGUAAUGUGAUUUUUGAUGGAAAGAUAGGUAUGUGGCCUUUUAUAAGUCAGGAACCUGCGAAGAGGAGCUCAAAGAACAGGAGGAGGGGAGAAUUAGAAACUAAACCAAUUCGAUCAAUCACUAAAGAGCAUAUGAGGGUAAUGCUCAUAACCAAUGUCAUACCAACAAUCAGAGCUAAAUGGCCUAGUAUGUUUUCAAAAGACAUUAUAAUUCAACAAGAUAAUGCAAAGCCUCACAUAGCACCCAAUGACAAGGAAUUUGUUGAUGAAGCAUCAAAAGAUGGAUUUAAUAUCCAACUUGUGCAACAACCACCAAAUUCACCUGACAUGAAUGUGUUAGAUCUUGGUUUCUUUAGAUCUAUUCAAGCAUUACAAUUUCAAAAGGCAGCAUACAAUGUACGACAAUUAUUAAAAGCUGUGAACUUGGCAUUUAAGAAUUUAAAUCCUCAGUCUUUGAGAUUUAUGUUCAUAACCUUACAAGCUUGCAUGAUUGAAGUCAUCAAAAGAAAAGUUGGUUUUGACUACCACAUACCACACAUGAACAAAACCAAACAAGCAAGAGAAGGAACAUUGCCAGAUUAUUUGUCUGUGGACAAAGUCUUGGUUUUUGAUUCACUUCAACACUUGCUAACUAAGGUGAGCGUUGAAACAAUUAAAGAAUUAGUCCAAAUGAUUGGGUUUCAAGGGGAUGUUCAAGUCACUGAACCACAACUUCAAGUCACACAGGGCAGAAUCAACAUGGACAACAACAACCAAACAGCCAGCAACACAUAA